Hippocampus zosterae (dwarf seahorse) is the source of this 1951-nucleotide messenger RNA. It is a transcript of the gene csnk2b, whose product is annotated as casein kinase 2, beta polypeptide. The transcript is spliced from 7 exons. The record is from RefSeq and is a predicted model, not a curated record. Bases 168 to 815 code for a protein of 215 amino acids. NCBI's taxonomy places the organism in Eukaryota, Metazoa, Chordata, Actinopteri, Syngnathiformes, Syngnathidae. Gene Ontology annotation, molecular function: protein kinase regulator activity. Gene Ontology annotation, cellular component: protein kinase CK2 complex; cytoplasm.
CGCCAUCAUGUGGCGGCAGUGCUCAAUCAUCACCGGAAGUAGAGGAAGAACAUCCUGAGCUAGGCACUGGUGUCCAUUUUAUUUAAACCCAAUAGCUUGCUGCGUUGUUUUCAUCGCUCGCAUUUAUCCUACUGCGUAAAAUAAAGUACAAAACUGGGUCUUUAGAAAUGAGCAGUUCAGAGGAAGUGUCAUGGAUCUCCUGGUUCUGUGGACUAAGGGGGAAUGAAUUUUUCUGCGAGGUGGACGAAGAUUAUAUCCAGGACAAGUUCAACUUGACGGGCCUCAAUGAGCAAGUUCCUCACUAUCGUCAGGCUCUAGACAUGAUUCUAGACCUUGAACCAGAUGAGGAGCUUGAGGACAAUCCCAACCAGAGUGACCUGAUCGAGCAGGCGGCUGAAAUGCUGUACGGCCUCAUCCACGCACGCUACAUCCUCACUAACCGAGGCAUUGCGCAGAUGUUGGAGAAGUAUCAGCAGGGGGACUUCGGCUAUUGUCCUCGUGUCUAUUGUGAGAAUCAGACGAUGCUUCCCAUUGGCCUGUCAGACAUCCCGGGAGAAGCAAUGGUGAAGCUGUACUGCCCAAAAUGCAUGGAUGUCUACACACCCAAAUCCUCCAGGCACCACCACACGGACGGAGCCUACUUUGGCACCGGCUUCCCCCACAUGCUGUUCAUGGUUCACCCCGAGAACAGGCCCAAGAGACCUGCCAAUCAGUUUGUCCCAAGGCUGUACGGGUUCAAGAUCCACCCGAUGGCCUACCAGCUGCAGCUCCAAGCGGCCUCCAGCUUCAAGAGCCCCGUCAAAGCCAUCCGCUAGCAGACCGCGAGUGAGACGAAUCGGCGUCAAAUAUUGACAAAAGAGGGCGAAGGGUCACCUGUGUUUUAUAAAAGCUGCACAAGUGACCCCUCCCCACUCUGAAGACUGUAUUAUUUGGGGGUGGGGGGGUUAGAUUAGAGCAAGUGAAAUCGACAUAAUAAUAAUUAUAAUGAUUCUGAGGGUGAGCGAGACGUGAACGCACAGCCUUAAGUCUUCAUCACAUAAAUGGGCAUCCAGUGCCCCUGCCCCGCCCACAAACAUGGCUGCCAGCAAUUUAAGCAUCGUAGAUGAAUUUAUUUUUUGCCAUAUUGCUGGUUCAUAUAGCUGUUUUGCAGUCGCGGUGUCAAAACAAAAAACUCUGCCUAAAGAUAUAGACAUUGUGUGCUGCUACUGUUAGGGAAGACAUCAUAGAAACAAACCAAUUUAGCUGUCUGUAAAUGUCAAUUUUAUCUAAGCUCCCCCAAACCUCCCAUCGCUCGUUUAAUUUCAUAGUUUCUAUUGGACUUUUUUGCUCAGAUGAAUUAAGCUACCAGUUAGCAUAACUUUUGGAAACCAGAUGGAAAUUGCUCGUAUAAACAACUUAAAAUGUUUUCACAGUCUGCUCUGGAAUUAAUUUAAUUUGCUAAACAAAUAGUGAUUUUAAAUAGGUCCUAUUAUUUGAUUAACCCUAGCUAGCUCUUGGCCGCUGGUUUUCAAUCUUUAUGCUAGGCUACAAGAUAGCUCUCCUUGGGUGUUAGCUUCAUAUCUAACAUACAAACAUUCACGUCACAAUAAAAACAAAAUGUGUUUCUUCCAAAAUAAAAGAAUAUUAAAGACGCUGCAGCAGAGCACUGAUUUCACUGCUGCAACUCGUGAGUUGUUUUUAGGCUUAGCAGUAGCCAAGACCACCAGCUGCCAUUUUGGUUUCCUUUCUAGAACACUGAGGCCGAUGCACCUUGUUUCCCCCUGCUCGCUCUUUUUCUCUUGUUUUCUUGGAAUUCCCCCUCGCGCCCCCCAAGUUUCACUACACAUAAGUGAAUUCAUAUUUAUGUGUCCACACUUGAAAUCCUGUUUGUUGUUUUUUUUCCCCUCUGUGCUACUUGGGAAGGGUGAACCGUAUUCUGACAUCUCAAUAAAGGUUGAUUCUUCUUUUCAUA